This is a messenger RNA of Hibiscus syriacus, 1101 nucleotides long. Its product is annotated as two-component response regulator ARR1-like. NCBI's taxonomy places the organism in Eukaryota, Viridiplantae, Streptophyta, Magnoliopsida, Malvales, Malvaceae. The transcript is spliced from 5 exons. The record is from RefSeq and is a predicted model, not a curated record. Gene Ontology annotation, biological process: cytokinin-activated signaling pathway; phosphorelay signal transduction system. Gene Ontology annotation, molecular function: DNA binding. Bases 1 to 1101 code for a protein of 366 amino acids.
AUGGCUAUCUCGGUUGAAUCCUACACAAACACUCUAUGUGCCGGUGUUACUGUUUUACUUGUGGAUGCUGAUUCAACCUGUCUCACUAUCAUAUCAAAAAUGCUUCGCACCUCUGGCUAUCAAGUUAUUACGGCUAAACGAGCAACCGAUGCAUUCUGCAUAGUACAGGAUCGAGAAUUCAAAAUCGACCUUAUCCUAGCAGAAGCUUGCCUGCCUGAUAUGGAUAAAUACGAGCUGCUUGAGACCAUAAGGAACAUGUCUGGCAUUCCUAUUAUUCUUAUGUCGGCUGAUUACGACAGGAAGGCCGUGCUAGGUAGCCUCUUUAAAGGUGCUAGGUUAUACAUGGUCAAGCCAAUCACCAUGAAUGAUGUCAAGAACCUGUGGCAGUUUGCAAUCCUUAAGAAACGGGAAAAUGUACCGACCGCGGAUGAGAAUAGCGGUAUCGAGGAUGCAUCGUCCAAGGAGAGUGCAACGGGUGUUGGCGAGAGGCGGAAUCUCCGAAACGUGAAAAGGAAAAGAUCGGAUGAAACGCAAGACGAUAAAGAGGAAGACAAGGAUGGUUCUGUCAUUCAAAAGAAGCCAAAGCUAAUCUGGACUGAUGAGCUGCAUAACAGAUUCCUCCGAGCCGUCGAAAUGCUUGGUAUUGACGAAGCUCAUCCAAAGAAAAUACUUGAGCUUAUGAAUGUCCCAGGACUUAAGAAAGGAAAUGUUUCAAGCCAUCUGCAGAAAUAUCGUCUAUCUUUGAAACGGAAGCAGGAAACAAGUCAGAAGACAAUGGACACAGGUUCCACUGUAGAACAUGUCGCGUCUCAUCAUGUUUUGUCUGAAUUGGAUCCACGAGAAGGGUUUCAUUAUUUUUCAGAUACGCAAACAAUGGCGGUAGCAAAGCAACAAGAUGUUAUCAUCAACGGCCUAGCUCAGGAGAAUCUUAAUGGUUACACGCCUAUUCCUUACACAGAUUGUGAGCAGACAAAUAACCAAGGGAUGGAACGUUUUCAACAGAUGGAGAAUUCAGCACAAGUUCUAAUGGCGGAAACUGAUCUUUUCAACAACGGAGAUUAUGGUUCAACUCUGUUUGAUGAUGUCUGGUUGUUCCAUUAG